GUCAUCACGACGGAAAUGGGAAGAAACUGCGAAACCUGGUCCAUUAUGGAGAUGGAACAAGAUCAGCACUUGUUAUAAGUUUCGCAGGUGCUCGUAGAAAUGGUCCGUCGUUCGUCAUCGUGGACCACAAUUUGAUACCAUCCUUAUCCCGCGGACGAACAAAUGAUUUGGAUGCUGUGUACCGUUAAUGGAAUGCUACAGUAGUAUAACAUAUCAGGACUAAACAUCUAACGCUCCAUACCUCUACUCCUCACAUACCGCCCGGCGUGUCUUACACGUGUGGGAAGAAUGUGGAAUCGCGAAUGGAAUGAGGCAACCUGGGAUACCAUAUAUACACUAGGAACGAUGACUCCUGGGUAAUCUUUGUGAUGAUGCUUUUACCAGGAACUCGUGUCUGAGGUGUCUAGACCAGGCGGUACGUAUCUACUGAACGGACAAUAGUCUGGACCACUGGAUCGAUCUAGUAGAGACAUUCCUUAUCAAGCAGACAUCAACUAGUCAUGUAACCAACGAAUCCAGCAAUCUGCUCGCUGCCCCAGUUACUUCUAUAGUUACCAAACAUAAUCGAGAUUAGGCAUGCUUCUCGUUGUGGUGGGUGGUACCUGGUCCAUCGUGGUCUUAUGCUAUUACGCCAUGAACCAGAUCGAUUCAAGGCUCCUCGGGCAUGACAGCCUCAAGAUACCAGAGAUAUUAUUCUAUACGCCAAAUGACAAGUCACGUUUACUAGGAUAUCGUUAUCGCGGCUGAAGCCCUUCAUACGGCGCGAUAUGGCCGAUUAGAAUUUUUUCUAAGAAUCCCGAGGAUGACGAUUUACGCUGACAUUGACGAAUCAGCAUCUCAACCGAAGUUCAAAGUCGAUCAUCCGCGCACCUGCGACAUCGUCCUCGGACACCUGCCAAAGCGGAGAACGGAUGCUGCGUGCGCACGAAUCAAGAUCAGGAAUUUCUUUAACCGAUCUCAGAUGGAAUCCCGUCCAUGGGAGAGACUGGCUUCGUCACCUCGUGGUCCAUAUUAGCAUGACUUUGACGCGUGCUUCCACGAUUAUUAAGUGUCUGCUCGAGGUUGCUCCUUCAGAAGUCCUCGCGGACGAGGAUAGUUACCCAGCUCGGUUCGAUAGCUAAACUUUGACGUUGUCAUUGUUUAAGAUAGAUAUAUACACAGAGACAUAUAUAUAACGGCAGUUGGAAGUCCGUCUAUAAAUUCCGUAAUCAAUGUUUAAGAUAUUUAGGUUAAAAUGACGCAAGCGCCAGGACGCUCCGGACAAAGAAGUCUCAUCGGCAUUGCCGAAGAAACGAGCUCGGUCGAAUGUCGGAGCUAUCGACGCCGUUAAAAUAAGAUUUAAGACCGUCCAGUUGCUAUGAUCAUUGAAACUGGCUUGAUUGGUCGAACGAAAAAUUGAUCUAGGUCCCUCUUAUUCCCCUGAUGGAAAUGCCAGAGAACCAUGAGACCAACUCAGGGAUCUCCUGGUCUGGCGUCGUUGGGGCAUCGAUAAAAGUCGCUAUUACGUGUCUCGGAUUGGCACAUCAUGAUUUAAGGAUUUUAAUGCCAGACAAACACUUUUAUUCACGGAUGACGAUAGAGACCGAUCUCCGUUAACGCUCUCAGGUUUGACUACCGUUCCGCAAUCGUUUCCCGCGACUGUACCUCGGCUCUCGGCUCUCGUUCGGUAAAGAUAAUGACAGUCUGCGUGGCUGUCACUCACGCGCGACCGAUGACAAUCAAGAAGAGUUGACACAGGCGCCUUGUAAAAUACCUAACGAAAGUCAUCGUGUCAUUGCAAUCGAUUAAACGAGAACGGAUCUUCCCUUUGUCGCAAUGCUCCCGCCGUAAACGUGCAUAUCGUGUACAGAGAGCGCGGAGGAGAACGAAGAGUAGAAAUAAGAAAAAAGAAAAUUUAGGUAAAGCCUCGAGAAGGAAACGAUCGGUUUUCGAGAGCGAAUCUAAAGGGAUCGUUCCGGGAUGGAGAGUGUCGUACCCAUCCGGCGUCCCUCCAGGUUUUCAAGGAAGCCGAAGAACGAAUGCGUCACGUUUCACAGUCUACAAUUUCAGUAAACCCAGGUGAAUCGAGUGAUCUUUAUUGCGCAAGGACAAGAUCCUAAGCAGAGAGUGAAUCCGCAGUUUGUAACCGCAAGAAGAAGAAAAAAAGAAAAGGAAGCAAAGGAAAAUCUUACUCCGGAAAGUUAACGUAAAAGGAGUUGGAACCGGAAGCAUGAUUAAAAAAAAAUCAAAACAAUGAUUUAAGAUCCAGAAUUCGAAAAAUUGUAUAAUUUUUAUUUAUAAAAUCAAAAGCAUUCGCCGUUCCGGUGCUCCGUCCUAGGACAACCGUGUCCCGAUCCGAAGGAUCUGAACUAUGCUGAACGAGAGCCGGUACGGCGGUAACCGUCGCCUAGGAGUGAUGCUGUGGAUCUUACGGAUGAUUCUGGUGGUGGUGCCCGCGUAUGGCAGAAUGGUGGGGUGUCGGUACAGUUGCAAAGGUGAAUUAGUGCCUGGGAGUUAUGGAGCGAAGGAGAGUAUAGUAUAGGAAUGGUGGGAGUAUUCCGGUGCUGAGAGGCUGGGAGGAGUAGUUGGUAGUAGUAGAGGUACCGAUGGUCCAGGGAGGUAGGUAGGUAGGUAGUGAACCAGACCAAAGGAAGCGGAGCAGCAGAGGGAGGGCAGGUCGCGUGCCGGCGUGGUGCUACUCCGUUCUAGAGAGACUAACCAACAUUACGUUAUUUUGUACCGAUACAUUCGAAGAUCUAGACCCUACCUACCAACCUACCUAUCUACCUACCUACCUACCUACCUACCUACCUACCUAGAUAUCUGUCUACCUACCUACCUACCUACCUACCUAUCUCUACCAACCUACGACUUCGCUUCCCCGCCUAGUCCAUGCCUGCCUAACUUGCUUCACUUACUCUUACUCACCACCGCUACAAUACCGUCCACGAUACCGCAGGAUUAAACACUAAUGCUGCUGGACAACGCUACAACGCACCAUACUCCCCUGUAACACUGAAACAUCGGACAGUCAGGACUCAGCUGUCCUGCCGAAGACACGUCAAUCCGUGUCUCCAUCGUUAUCGCACAAUAACGUGAACCGGGUUAUCGUUUGGACGUUGCCGCAAGGAGUAUUCAGACCUCGUGGUUAUCAUUGAUCGAAGAGACCAAAUCGAUAUGUUGGUCGAAUGUGACAGUAUAGGGGAUGCGUCGAGAUAAUUAACGUGGACUAUUAUUUUCUUUUUUAUUAAUGGGACUGUGUGACAACCGGCCGAUUGUCUGAAAGGAAGCUUCUCGUGUUUUGUGGCAGGAUGCUGGGACUGGGAUUGAUCUGUGGAUGGAUGAUCCAGGAAAUAUUCAUCAGGACAUAAGGACUAAGUUGGUUUAUUAUUAUACUGUGUUGGUUUUCCUGUUUUUUUUUUUUUUUUUUAAUGAGAUUCACUUCGAAUUCGGAGCUUGUAGCAGUGCUUCAGUAUAAUAUUGGCAGUGGUUGUGAACAGGACGGAGAUUGUUUUCAGUGAUAACGAUAACGGAACUAUGUGAUAUCGAUUCGGGAUCGGUUGUUCAUAUUUUAUACAUUUAUUGGAAACUGUGUCAAAGUGCUCCAGAUUCAUCGGCGUUAUAGAUUGUGGAAUGCCAGGCAAGGUAAUGAUCAUUGUAGUCACCGUGCGGUCAUCCAAGGAGCAACGACAUACCUGACAGAAGCUGCAGUGUGAUGAGCGCAUAUCUUGGAGCAAGCGCACCGUCCCCGUUGCAUCACGAUCCUGAUUAUCCUUCAGCCAUGCGGGAGAAGGACUCCAGUCCAAGAAAGAUGCCUGGACACAUAAGCCCGAAACAGGCGAGCAUAUAUCCCCUGAGCGUGAGAGUACCGGAUGUCGAGGAGCUACCGUACGACUUGAGUCACGCCCAUAGUCGUGCUAGUCCAAUGCUGAUGAACCAGCAGCCACACAUGAGUCCGGCGGCGCGACCACCUCAUCAUCAUGAUCUAGACUGCGAGCCGUUGGAUCUGCGCGUCGAUCGUAAGAAGGAACGACUUAGGGACGAGAAUCAGAACGAGAUCGAGAUGCUCAAUCAGAACAACUUGAGUCUAUCUUAUCGUACGGUUCUGUUCCCGCAGCAUCACGCGGUCCAUCCUCUUGUGCUGGAAGCGAUGUACCGCUCCCAUCAGCACAAUCCCGUUCCCGACCUACCUAAGAUCCAGGUGAGAGCACUGCCCACGAUGGUGCCUCUGCCACCUAAUAGAUUCUCAUCAGCAACGACCACUCAGGCACCACCUAGCAGGGUACCCACUCCUCUUCCUAAUCAGCAACAGCCGCAGCAGCCACCCUCGAGUCUGCCGCCUUACUCGAUCACGGUCACGGCCGGGUUGAAGCCCAAGGAUCGUUACUCGUGCAAGUUCUGUGGAAAGGUCUUCCCGAGGUCGGCCAACCUUACGCGGCACCUCAGGACCCAUACCGGCGAGCAACCUUACAAGUGCAAAUACUGCGAGAGGUCCUUCAGCAUCUCCAGCAAUCUUCAGCGUCACGUCAGGAAUAUACAUAACAAAGAGAAGCCGUUCAAGUGCCCGUUGUGCGAGCGAUGCUUCGGUCAACAGACUAAUCUCGAUCGUCAUCUCAAGAAGCACGACGCGGAUGGUCCAACGAUACUGGACGAAGCUCGCACCAGGUAUCACAGUCAGCUACCCAGAGCCGAUGACUCUUACUUCGAGGAGAUCCGCAGCUUCAUGGGUAAGAUCACCUCUCAGCGCCAGGGGAUUCCCUAUUUUCCUGGUCUCCUCGGACCGACCAGCGACGACUUCAAGACGGACAAGCAGCAAUUGCAGUUGGAGGAGAAGCGCGGCGACUCGUCCUACUUCAGCGACCGGGACAACCUGAGCUCGAGGUCGAGCAGCAGCGCCAGCAGAGCCGAGAGCGUUCACGAGGAACAAAGGGACGCGAAUUCGCCGCCCCUGUCACCAGGUAACAACACCUGAGCCACGAGGACGACGUGCCCGACGCCUGGGCGUCGCUCGUCCCGUCUUUCAAGGCGAUACAGACACACACCGUACCGAGGUACCCUGCCCAAGGAAGUGAAGGUGAAUCCCAAGGUGCUCCAUAGACGGCGGACCAGCUACGAUUCCUUGGUGAAAGGUGCCCAGGGACAAGAUUCUGGACCGUUUGCAGAGAGCGUGAAACAUCAUCUCCAGUACUGACUAACGGCCUAUCAUUUCAUACCGGGGCACACCACCGUGCGCCGAGAUAACAAAAACGAAGAAUCCGGAGUGCCGGGAGCUGGCUGGAUACUGGCACAGCAUCCCAAUAAGUAACAGUGAUAAAAUUAUACGGUGGAUCGACUUUAUCUCCAGGAAGGAAGCACAAUUUUUCUCGCUACUUCAUUUCACUCUUUUCCUAACGACUUUGGUUAUGUCCUUCCUAUGAACGGAACAAACAUCUCUGUCGUAAUCAGCGAUCAGUCAUUCUCUCAUUUUUUUUAUCUCGCGCUUCGAAUCUCGUUCUGUACCAGGAUCGAACGACGUACAGGCGAAACGAUUGCGAGACGUGGAAAAGUAUAGGCGAGAGAACGAUGGAGAUAAAAAAAAAGGUGGAAAAAUUCAAGGAAAUAAAAUGCAACGCAGCGCUGGACGGGUAAUUCGUUCCAGUAGGAAAACAGCGCAGAUCCCGAUUUUACGACCUAGAAAGUGAAUUUAAAGCCCGGUCUGUACCGGUACCCGCAUUGACCAAGGUACCUUCUCUCGGAACAGGAUCCCCAGGAGUUCAGUGCAGUGAUAAAAAUAAUUAGAAAUCGAUAGAGCCAUUUCGUUCCCACUCCGUAGACAGAGCCACUCUAUACGCCUGGGUAGAAGAUGAAGAGGAUGAUGAAAAAUGAAAAAAAAAAAAAAAAAAAA
Cephus cinctus (wheat stem sawfly) is the source of this 5863-nucleotide messenger RNA. Its product is annotated as transcription factor hamlet. The record is from RefSeq and is a predicted model, not a curated record. Gene Ontology annotation, cellular component: nucleus. The coding region runs from base 3695 to 4951 and encodes 418 amino acids. Gene Ontology annotation, biological process: regulation of transcription by RNA polymerase II. Gene Ontology annotation, molecular function: DNA-binding transcription activator activity, RNA polymerase II-specific; RNA polymerase II cis-regulatory region sequence-specific DNA binding. NCBI's taxonomy places the organism in Eukaryota, Metazoa, Arthropoda, Insecta, Hymenoptera, Cephidae. The transcript is spliced from 6 exons.